CGUAGGAAAUGUGUCUGCUGAUAGAGAAUCCCUCGCUAUGCCGGCCAAUAAGUGGAGCUCUAUGAUGGAACAGGUUGUGCAAUCUCCAAAGCUGUUGUCCAAGUUUUGUACAUGUGCCCGCAUUCUGACGUAGCGCAAUGUGUAUGCACUGCGAACGCAUGCAAUGAGUACGCGCAGUGCAGUAUUGAGGGGUGAUGCCAUAGGACGACCUCAUUGCCCCGCUGUGAAACGUGAGGGUGUUCGUGCUCCAUAUGUUGGCAUAUAAGAGAGUGCUGCCACAGAGGGACAUUCGAUUUCCAGAUCACCUCGAAAGCAAUCAACUCAACUCAACGAACAACUUCAAAUCACAUCAAUCGCCAAAAUGUCCGACAGCUUGCGCCAGUCCAACACCGACAAGGCAGCUUCUGCCUUGAAGCCAGACAGCCAGAAGUCCACCACCGAGCAGCUUGGUGACAAGGCCAAGGGCGCUGGAGAUUCUGUCGCAGGCAAGGCUCAGCCAGAGGAGGAGAAGUCCGCCACGCAGAAGGCGACUGACAGUGUCUCGUCCGCCGGCGAGAGCGUCAAGGACACUCUUGGACUGGGAGACAAGAAGCAGUAGAGCAAGAGCUCUGAUCAUGUCUCCUCUCUUCCAUGCAGAUGAAGAAGACUUAUUUGGACCCACAGCACCUUGUAUCUGAGAUACCAUUGAUCAAGUCAUGAUUUAUGCCGUAGCAUAGUGCCGCAAUGAAAGUGUAGCCGCUACAAUGCUCUUGCCGAUUUCAUCCGCAUCUCUUCCCUUGGCUUCUCUUGCUUGAGCGUGUACGUGGCAGCAUGCUGUCACACAUGUCUGAUGGUAGGACUGUAAUCGACGAGGUGUUGUUGCGACGGCGUCUGGCUUGUCGUGGGUCGAUAGACAUGUGUUCCUGGUUAGGACCUUAGUCCUGUUCAGGAUCUGGGAAGGAGAAUUUGUGCCUCAGGCUUUUCAUCCGA
Molecule: messenger RNA, 969 nt
Organism: Cercospora beticola
Lineage: Eukaryota; Fungi; Ascomycota; Dothideomycetes; Mycosphaerellales; Mycosphaerellaceae
Product: heat shock 9/12 family protein
Source: RefSeq, a predicted model, not a curated record